This is a messenger RNA of Torulaspora globosa, 2430 nucleotides long. It is a transcript of the gene ALR1, whose product is annotated as Mg(2+) transporter ALR1. The coding region runs from base 1 to 2430 and encodes 809 amino acids. Lineage: Eukaryota; Fungi; Ascomycota; Saccharomycetes; Saccharomycetales; Saccharomycetaceae. Gene Ontology annotation, biological process: magnesium ion transmembrane transport; intracellular magnesium ion homeostasis. The transcript has a single exon. Gene Ontology annotation, molecular function: magnesium ion transmembrane transporter activity. The record is from RefSeq and is a predicted model, not a curated record. Gene Ontology annotation, cellular component: plasma membrane.
AUGAUGUCAGGAGACCAGUCAUCAAACAGUGGCCAUUCGAAUUUGUCACCAACUACAUCGCUAACUAGCUCGUUGGUCUCGAUGAAUACUGAAGACCACAAUGAACUUUACGACCAUAGACAGCACCGUGAUUCUAUGUUUAGAAACGCGGGAAAUCAGCAGGUUCCCGUUGGGUCGCCAACUAUACCUCAGCCAGCGCGCGUGAGAGGCUCCAGUAUUGCUAAUGCGAGGCCUUCUAGAUUGGGGCAAUACCUAGCGCACCAAGGCUCGUUCUUCGAUGAAGAUAACCCGAGGAAUGUGGUGUCUGGCAAUAGCAGUAGUCCCUCCGGCAGGAGAGGCUCCAAAGUCGCCUCUGUUGGUGAGGCACCAAAUGCAAAGGUGAACAGUGCAAUGAGCUCUCAAACGUUGCAGAAAAUUGGACACGCGUCUUCAGGCAAUGCUCAUGGUGGUACAACUUCGAAUGAUCAAAGAUCUAGAGCAAACUCGGUUGCAUCGGCCGGGUCCGCCAAUCCCAAAACGCUUCUCACAAAGACCUUGUCUCACCUGAAUGGUUCGGGAAAGCAAGCCCGCAGGGCUUCGUUUGAUAGUGGCGACUCCAAGGCUUCUAGAGAGUCUCAGGAAACUGAAGAAGACGUUUGUUUCCCGAUGCCGCCGCAGCUGCAUACUAGAGUCAACGGUAUCGACUUUGAUGAACUGGAGGAAUUUGCUCAAGCUUCAAUCGAACAAAACCAGUAUGUGGCGCUAAAGAAUCAACAGCCUUGUAAGGAGCCAGCUCAAAAUGUAACUUCUAUGUGGAAGCACGGCGGCAGCUCUAGUUCGACAACGACGAGUGUGUCGUCAGCGGCAAUUAGGUAUACACCAAAGCCCUCUGAUGAUGCCGCGAGCCCAUCGUCACAGGAGGAGGCACUUGCACAGGCACCGGGGAUAUCAUUCGGUGCUAAUAAAGUAGAAGAGGAUGAACCGCAAGAAAAAUAUACCAAGCGACCAUAUGGCGAACAGGCUGGUGUUGGGAGUCGCAAUCCGCCACAAAAUUACGCUUCUGAGUCUUACCAACCCGAAUUCGCUGUUCCCAACAGAUUUUCAUUCUUCUCGUCGGAAUCAGAGGAGACUGUUCAUGCGACUGAUAUUGCUUCUCUGGUGAAACCAGGAGAGCACUUUUCUGAGUUGUUUAGAGACGGACAGCCAACUUGGUGGCUAGAUUGUUCUUGUCCCACGGACGAUGAAAUGAGAUGUAUUGCAAAGGCUUUCGGUAUCCACCCCCUGACUGCUGAAGAUAUUAGAAUGCAAGAGACUCGUGAAAAGGUUGAAUUAUUCAAAUCUUACUAUUUCGUUUGUUUCCACACCUUUGAAAGUGACAAUGAAUCGCAAGACUUCUUGGAACCUAUCAAUGUCUACAUCAUCGUCUUCAGAUCAGGUGUGUUGACUUUUCACUUCGGCCCCAUCUCUCAUUGUGCGAACGUUAGAAGACGUGUAAGACAACUAAGGGACUACGUUGAUGUAAGCUCAGACUGGAUCUGUUAUGCUAUAAUUGAUGAUAUCACCGAUAGCUUCGCUCCAGUAAUCCAAUCACUUGAGUACGAAGCCGACGCAAUCGAGGAUUCGGUAUUCAUGGCUCGCGACCUGGAUUUCUCAGUGAUGUUGGAAAAAAUCGGAGAAAGCAGAAGAAAGACAAUGACUCUUAUGAGACUUCUCAGUGGGAAAGCAGAUGUGAUCAAAAUGUUUGCUAAAAGAUGCCAAGAUGAAGCAAAUGGGAUAGGACCAGCUUUAACGUCCCAAAUAAACAUUGCGAAUCUGCAGGCUGGUGACGGCGAGGUGAGAUUUGCGUGUCCUACUCUCAGUCAACCACAAACGCAACAGAUUGCACAACCUCGAGGCGACAUUGCUCUUUACCUGGGUGAUAUCCAGGAUCAUUUGCUGACUAUGUACCAGAAUCUGCUUGCUUAUGAGAAGAUUUUUGCUAGGUCCCAUGCCACUUAUCUAGCUCAAUUGCAAGUGGAAUCCUUUAACUCCAACAAUAAGGUUACCGAGAUGCUGGGUAAAGUUACCAUGCUGGGUACUAUGCUUGUUCCUUUGAACAUUAUUCCCGGGCUGUUCGGUAUGAACGUUAAAGUUCCUGGCGGUGGCCAAGAGACCCUUGGGUGGUGGUUUGGUAUUCUUGGGGUUAUGAUAUGCUUGGCCCUUACAGCCUGGUUUGCAGCCUCCUACUGGAUUAAGCAGAUCAAUCCCCCAAAAACCUUGAAUGAGGCCGCUGAGAGUGGUGGCAAAUCCGUUAUUUCGAGCUUUUUUCCCAAAAGUUCUCGUCAGCACCAACAUGCCAAUGCUCACUUUUCUGAUCCUCGUUUCCCCGUCCAGAAAUAUCCUAGGGGACCACUCCCUUCCUCGAAUAGAUCCGCUGCUAGUCUUCCUAGCAAGUACAGCCGCUACGAUUAG